AUGGUACAUCAGAGAAUUUGUUCUAGAGAGAAACCAUAUAAAUUUGAGUGUGGAAAAGCCUUUCAGAAGUUCUCUUGGCUUUCUCAACAUAGGUGGAUACACACUGGAGAGCAACCCUAUUCCUGUAAUCAUCACUGUGGAAAAACCUUCAAUCGGAAAUUGAGUCUGACCACACAUCAGAAGAUGCACAUGGGGGAGAAACCUUAUAAAUGCGUUCAUUGUGGGAGAACUUUCUAUCAGCAAUCAAGUCUUAUACAUCAGAGGAUCCAUGCUGGAGAGAAACCUUAUAAGUGCAAUGUCUAUGAGAAAGCCUUCCUCUGA
Messenger RNA from Galeopterus variegatus (Sunda flying lemur), 321 nucleotides. RefSeq names its product zinc finger protein 678-like. Lineage: Eukaryota; Metazoa; Chordata; Mammalia; Dermoptera; Cynocephalidae. The coding region runs from base 1 to 321 and encodes 106 amino acids. The record is from RefSeq and is a predicted model, not a curated record. The transcript is spliced from 2 exons.